AUGCAGUAUGCGACACCUCCGCGCACCGAAGACUCCCUUGGCCCGAGCAUGGCCCAGCACCAGCAGACCGUCGACCCAAGUCAGUACCAAGGAAAUAUCAAGGCAGGCCAGAGCACCAGGCGACUCCUGGACAGCAAAGUCACCUUCAUCUGCGUUGGCCUCCUGCUGCUGACGAUGAUGUGCAUAGUUCCCAUCUGGAAUGCCGCGGCGCUGAUGUCAGACGAAAACUACGUCUUCUGGGUGGGCCGAGCAACACCAGUAUCCAUAAUGACGCUGACGAUCGGUCUCGUUUUGCUGUACGUGGCCACGGUUUUCGUUUUCGUGGGUUGCGCCAGGUCACAGUUUUCUGAGCAGACGGUAAUGAUGAUGGCGAACAUUUUCAUCACGCUGCUAGGCCUGAUUCUUAUUUUGAUGUCGCUGCCGUUGACCAGGGAGUCCGUGGAGACCUACACGACUCUGAUGCACCAGUGCGAUGUUGCACCGCAAACACACCGGCUGUACGAAUACUCCCAGGUCCUGCAAAAUAUACGUGCUACCCCAGAGUGUGCUGCUAAGUACUCUGUGGAGGAAUGCGUUGGAUACGAGGAGGCGGUGCCUUACACUUCAUUUUUGAAGAGCAUGGAGGGGCGAUACCGGUGCGCUGGCUUCUGCUAUCAUCCCACAAACGCAGAUGCCCUUCUGGCCGCGCCGUUUCAAACAUUCGGGCCCGCUCCAGGCAACAGCUUCUGCGGGGGCGACUACCUGGCCUCGACCAGUGUCCUGUCGAUGCCAGACUGCGAGGCGAGGUGCAGGGAGGACGGGAGGUGCAGGUAUUUCAGCUACUGGGCCACCGGGAAGUCCCACUGGUGCCACACGACGGCCAGGUGCGACACCCUAGAGAGGGACGGGGACCAGGUGGUCUGGAUCUACUCCCGGCCGGAGGCGGCCGUGGAGCCCGGGCGCUGGCAGUACGCCCAGGAGACCAAGGGCGGCCCGUCCCGGGACAACGUCACGAGCCAGCGGGCCGCGGGGCACCAGGUGGCCAGCAGGCCGCCCCGCUUGGGCGCUGCCGCCGCCGCCGCCUCUCCGGGUGGGCCUUCGCUCAGAUGCUGA
This is a messenger RNA of Prorocentrum cordatum, 1092 nucleotides long. The record is from the annotation of a GenBank genome assembly. NCBI's taxonomy places the organism in Eukaryota, Dinophyceae, Prorocentrales, Prorocentraceae.